Molecule: messenger RNA, 726 nt
Organism: Suillus fuscotomentosus
Lineage: Eukaryota; Fungi; Basidiomycota; Agaricomycetes; Boletales; Suillaceae
Exons: 4
Coding region: 39-380 (113 amino acids)
Source: RefSeq, a predicted model, not a curated record
CAACCCUUGGCAAAUUCUGCUUGCUCACUAAUCCCACCAUGUCCUCCAAUAGUGAUCAGGAAACUCAUGCUACUGAAGCUCCUUUGAGGGAAUCACGCCAUUUGCAAAACCAGAUGAAUCAAGGUGAUGUAUCUGAUAACGACACCCAAGUGCUAAAGGAGAGGCUAAAAGUAGCUGAAAAGAUGUUGAGACUCAGGGAGGAUCAGGUCAUAGCACGAGAGGAAGGUCUGACAACGAUUGAAGAGGGUCUGAGGCUGCGUAAAGAAGAUUUAAAGUUUCGGGAAGAGGAUCUGAACAUUCGAGAAGAAGAAUUGAAGGUACGAGAAGAUCGUUUACUCAUGCGAGAGCAGGAACUUGAAGAAAGGAGUCGCAUUGUAUGAAAGCGGCGAGCACAGUUCUAGAAAUACAUGAUGCUUCGUCGAACUCAAAUGCAAGCUUCUAUCCGGGCCGUCAUAUAUCAUAUUUGCAAUUAACCACUGCAUUGUCAACGACUGUGAGCCACCUGGGUUUACUCUGAUCUUUCCAUCUCGGAGAGCAAGCCGAUCCAAUCGAUGUCGCUCCUCAACAUACUACCGUUGAAUACAUUUCAUUGUGAUCACUGGACAGAACCAAUGACGCAGAUGAUGGCAAUUGCCGAUUCACGUGGAAUGGCGCAUGACCUCAACGAGGCCACUAUUGAAAGGCCUCGAGGCGAAUGAACGUGGCAAGCACCUCCGAGAAGCAUAG